Ruditapes philippinarum (Manila clam) is the source of this 7508-nucleotide messenger RNA. RefSeq names its product phospholipid-transporting ATPase ID-like. The record is from RefSeq and is a predicted model, not a curated record. Bases 136 to 3762 code for a protein of 1208 amino acids. NCBI's taxonomy places the organism in Eukaryota, Metazoa, Mollusca, Bivalvia, Venerida, Veneridae. Gene Ontology annotation, cellular component: plasma membrane. Gene Ontology annotation, biological process: Golgi organization; phospholipid translocation. The transcript is spliced from 26 exons. Gene Ontology annotation, molecular function: ATPase-coupled intramembrane lipid carrier activity; ATP binding; ATP hydrolysis activity.
GAUAUUAGUGUAUGUGUUUAUCUUGAAAAAGGAUUUUCUGAAAAAAAGAAAAAAAAAUCAUUUUAUCAAAAUUCGCCAUGAUUUAAUCAUCCGAAUGGUGAAGUUUUGUUUCUGUUUGUUAUCUGAUAAACAAGGAUGCCAAAGAAAAAAUUUAAGCAUUUGAAAGAGACGGAUGUUUCAGAGAUUGAGAGGAGAAUUAAAGCAAAUGACCCAGUCUACAAUGAGCAGUUUGAAUAUGCGAAUAACUACAUCUGUACAUCCAAAUAUACAAUUAUUUCAUUCGUUCCAAAGAACUUGAUAGAGCAGUUACAGAGGAUAGCCAAUGCAUACUUUCUUGGUCUACUUAUUCUACAGCUCAUUCCUGCGAUAUCUUCGUUGCCGUUUUAUACUACCCUCGUACCAUUGGUCUUGGUGCUUGGUGUUACAUUAGUCAAAGAUGGCCUUGACGACUACAGACGACAUAGAAGUGAUGAUCAGGUUAACAAUAGGAAAGCAACGGUUUUACGAGAUGGAAAAAUGAUGGAAGAAGUAUGGCAGAAAGUUGUUGUCGGUGACAUCAUUAAAAUGGAAAACAAUCAAUUUGUUGCUGCAGAUUUACUGCUACUGUCUACCAGUGAACCAAACAGUUUAUGUUAUAUCGAAACAGCUGAGUUAGAUGGGGAAACAAAUUUAAAGGUGCGUCAAGCUUUACCAGAAACUGCUGAAAUAGACAAUGAUAUUGUAAAAUUUUCUGAGUUUGAUGGAGAGAUAAUAUGUGAAGCACCAAACAACCGACUACCUAAAUUUGAAGGAAAACUAAAUUGGCAAGGGCAAACAUACUCUCUCGAUAACGAUAAAAUUCUUCUAAGAGGUUGUGUUUUACGUAAUACUCAGUGGUGCUAUGGGCUAGUCGUGUUCUCGGGUCAUGAGUCCAAGCUUAUGAUGAAUUGUGGAAAAACUGUGUUUAAACGAACAAACAUUGAUAGGCUUAUGAAUGAUUUAAUUAUAGGUAUUUUUAUUUUCCUGUUAAGUAUGUGCCUAAUCUGUACAAUUGCGUGUGGUAUCUGGGAGAGCCAAAUAGCUGGAGAUAAAUUCCAGAUUUACCUCCCCUGGGAGAGCUACAUACCUGGAACUAUAUUAGGAACAAAAGAUGGUUCAGUGACUGAAGGGGCAACAACUCUGUCUCUACUGACUUUCUUCUCCUAUAUCAUUGUCCUGAACACAGUAGUGCCUAUUUCUUUAUAUGUUAGUGUAGAGAUUAUUCGAAUGGGAAACAGUCUAUUGAUUAACUGGGACAGUAAGAUGUAUUACGAAGCAAAAGAUGACCCAGCCAAGGCAAGGACAACAGCAUUAAACGAAGAGCUUGGUCAAAUUGAAUAUAUCUUCUCAGAUAAAACAGGGACACUCACACAGAACAUAAUGGAGUUCAGGAAGGCGUCUAUCAAUGGUAAAUCAUAUGGUGAUUAUCUUGAUGCUAGUGGGACUGCUUUAGAGAUUACAGAGUCGGAUGAUAGUGUAUUUAUCGGAGAUUCUGAUUUAGAACCACGUGCUAGUAUCCCAUCAACGCCUAGGUGUGAUUUUUCCGAGAAUAAAUAUUAUGAGGAAAGUUUUUGUUUCUACGAUAGAAGAGUACCUGAUGGAAUAAAGAGGCAGGAUCAACACAUGCAUGAUUUCUUCAAACUUUUAGCGCUAUGCCAUACAGUGAUGCCUGAGGAUAAAGAUGGAAAAUUGGAAUAUCAAGCCCAGUCACCAGAUGAGGGAGCCCUUGUAACAGCCGCCAGAAACUUUGGAUUUGUCUUCAAGUCAAGAACACCAAACACUAUAACGAUAGAUAACUGUGGGACAGAAGAGACUUAUGAUCUGCUAGCCAUACUUGAUUUUGAUAACGUCAGGAAAAGAAUGUCUGUGAUAGUAAGACGUAAUGGUAAGAUACAGCUAUGGUGUAAAGGUGCUGAUUCCGUGAUUUAUGAGAGACUCGACAAGUCGUGUAGAGAAAUGCAGGAAUUAACAACACAUCAUCUUAAUGAAUUUGCCCAGGAGGGAUUAAGAACUCUAUGUUUAGCCGUCAAAGAAAUUCCAGACAGUGUAUAUGCAACAUGGGCAGCUAAAUAUAAGGAGGCUAGUAUAAGUAUGGAGAAUCGUGAAGACAAGAUGAACGAAUGCUAUGAGGAGAUAGAAACUAAUCUGAUGUUGAUUGGUGCAACAGCUAUUGAAGAUAAGCUCCAAGAUGGUGUACCGGAUGCUAUAGCGAACCUAGCUAUGGCUGGUAUUAAGAUCUGGGUCCUCACUGGAGAUAAACAAGGGCCUGAGGAAAACACUGAGCAUGUAGAUUCUGUUAGGUUUGCAAAUGGUGGAAACCCUACAGGAACAGCUACAUUUAACUCGGUUGACGAGACAGUCAGUUUGGAAGGGUCGUCUGAUUUUGCUCUAGUCAUAAAUGGACACAGUCUGGCACAUUGCUUAAAGCCGGAAUUAGAGAUGAUAUUACUGGAGUUAGGCUGUUCCUGUAAGGCGGUGAUAUGUUGCCGAGUGACACCUCUACAGAAAGCUCUUGUUGUAGACCUUGUUAAGAGGAAUAAGAAAUCAAUCACAUUAGCUAUAGGAGAUGGUGCCAAUGAUGUUAGCAUGAUUAAAACGGCACAUAUUGGCGUAGGAAUAUCUGGUCAGGAAGGAAUGCAGGCUGUUCUAUCGAGCGAUUAUUCCUUCUCUCAAUUCCGUUACCUUGAACGGUUGUUACUCGUGCAUGGACGCUGGUCGUACCUGCGUAUGUGUAAAUUUCUCAAGUUCUUCUUCUACAAGAACUUCGCUUUCACCCUUUGUCAUUUCUGGUAUGCCUUCUUCUGCGGGUUUACUGCUCAGACACUAUUUGACCCAUAUUUUAUCUCAUUUUACAAUGUAAUGUACAGUUCAUUACCAGUUCUGGCUCUUGGACUGUUUGAUCAGGAUGUGAACGAUUAUUACUCCUUGCGUUUUCCGAAACUUUAUCAUCCUGGCCUAGUGAAUCUGCUGUUUAACAAGAAAGUGUUUGCCCUCAGUGUCAUUGAGGGGGUCCUAUCAUCUAUAGUAUUGUUUUUUAUACCAUACGGGGCCUUAUUGGAGGAAGUUACACCAUGGGGCAAGGACCAAGCUGACAUACAGUCCUUUGGUGUUGUUGUCGCUAGUACACUUGUUGUUGCUGUUAAUUUAAGGUGUGCCUUAGAUACUUCCUAUUGGACAGGGUUCAACCAUUUUGUGAUAUGGGGGAGCAUUAUUUACUACUUUUGUUUCAUCUUGGCAAUGUAUGCAUCUGUUUUCAAUUACACAUAUCAGGGAGCAGCUUUUGCCGUGUUUUCAUCGGCGAACUUUUGGUUGACAUUGAUUUUAACAAAUGUGAUAUUAUUAGUUCCUGUGGUGGCAUACCGAUUCUAUAUGACAAACAUUAAUGCUUCACUCACAGACAGGGUACGUAUGAAACAACGACUUACCAAGUCCAAGUCUCGGUCGAGAGACUUACAUAUCAGAAGAACGUCAACAUUCCGUCGCAGCGCCAGAUCUAUGCGAUCCGGUUAUGCAUUCGCCCAUCAGCAAGGUUUUGCCGAGCUUAUUACUAGUGGUACAAAUAUGAGGGAUAGAGCAUCUUCUGUGCAACUGAAAAGUCCAGUGACUUUGACGAAUGUUAAAAAAUUCGACGGACAUAGUGCUCAUUCAUCGAAACCGACAAACGGUGUAACAGCUCCCGCGACACAUCCCAAUUCACUGGAAUCGUACGACAAAGGGAAAGUAUUAUACUCUGAUAAAUUGUGAUGUUCUAAAGCUCAUGAUUAAAUUUUUAUACAUGAAUAUAUAUGUAUAUAUAUGCAUGAACUAUGUAUGUAUAUAUAGUUAAAAAAAUAGAUAAAUAUUUUGUAUAUCUAUUCAUCAGUCUUAUUUUAGGGAUUUAAAAUUUUAGUUUUCUCGUUUUAUUGUCUUAUGUUUGUUUUUAAAAUGUCUUCUACUGUUACGAUUUUAGGAAUAUUUGAUUUAAGUGUGACACAUAAUGUUUUUAAAUUGAUUGUCAAUGACUGUUUGCCAAUAUAUUUUUUUCCCAACUCUUACCUUUAUAAUGUGGAAUUGUUCACAUUUGGGUCUAAAGAAUUUCUAGUAAUUCCUUAAACAGAAUCCUCCUAUGAAAUACUGCUAAUUACCAAAUUUUACUUAGAUAAUAAUGUUUUCAUAUUUCAUAACCUAAUUAUGGACUUUAUAAGAUUUGAACUGUAUAUUAUUUUGUUAUGUUGUGAAAUGACUAUCUUUGCAAAUAACAAUACCCUUGCUUUAUUACAAAAUGACAUCCAUGGCAUAAUAAUACCAUAAAAUGUACUCUUUUUUUUGUAUUCACAUUCCAUUUUCCGUACACAUUCUAUAUCACAGCAUUAAUAAUAUUUAGUGUAAUGAACAAAAGUAUCCUCGUAUCACAGCAUGACCCUCGUAAGCCACAUUAUCUACAUUUACCACAAUUUAUGCUUGCUUUUUACCACAAUACCUGUAUUAUUACCAAAAUGGCCCUCAGUUAAACAUACAUCAUUCAUUUUAUAAGAUAUAUUUCAUUUACUAAUUACCACAUGAAAUGCAAUUUUCCGAAUGAACCUCAAUUUAACAGAUUAACCAUCCCCUGCCCUCACUCCUCCCUUCCCCAUUAAUAUGACACACAUUUGACACUAAUUCCAUCAAUUAUUAUUCAACAUUAGCUUGUUUCACUGAACUGUUCUUUAUACCGCACAACCUACAUUUUACCACAUAACCCCUCCAAUUAAAAUGCAUCACUGUAGUACAUCAUUCACUUACUAAUAUCACCCUCAUUUCACCUCAUUUGCCACUGUACACCUUCUUGUAUAGAUAUUGUUAACAAUGCACCUUAUUAUGUUCACCGUCAUAUCCAGAGAUAUUUGUGACAUAAAAGAAAUUGAUAAUCUCUUUGAUUUCACCUAAAAUACAGCUAGCAUCUGGCUCCAAACUAUGUUUAUUGAAUAUUCAGUAUCAAACUGUCCUCCAAUUCUUGCUCAACUGUAACGCUAUGCUCUAUUUUCAAAGUACCAAGUCCUCCCAAAGUUAAACCUAUAAACUGAUAAACCAAUGUAUACAAAAGUCUUUAUACUAGCCAGUGAUAAUAGCGACAAAUAAAUUGAUAAAAAUAUUUUUGCAAUGCAGGAAGCAGAAGUAAAUCAGACUAGAACUUGGGUGUUCUGACGGGACAUGGAAGAUAAAAAACUUUGUAUCCGAUCUCCAAAAGUUAAGACCUUAAAAUGGUGAGGAUUAGAUGGUUAUCUUUCUUAACACCUGGAUUUGUUACAUAUGUAUACCACAUAAAACCAUCGAUUCCAACGGUUUGAUACCUUUACUUAAACUGCAUUUGACUAGCAAUAAAAAACAACAGACUACAAAUGACUCGAUAAAGUGACUAUUAGUUUGUGGCCUCAGCAGAUGAACAGAUAAAUAAAUUUGAUUAUCAUAUCUUUCCUUUUUGUAAGCUUAACGUUAUAAUAGUAUUAUUUAUGUAUUUUAAAGAGUAUAAAGCUAUAUGUUAUGAAUUAUUUUUGUAAAAAAAUUAGAAAUGGUAAAAUAACGAAGUUUCUGUAUUAAUCUUACGGUUAAUUCUUGAAUUAAUUAUAUCUUAGAAUGCCUGUGAUGCAUCUGGCUUUUGUCAGCCUUGUUAGUCUUAUGGGAUGGCUUUUGUUUGAACUGUCAUUUUCAUGGGAGGGCUUUUGUCCGUCCUGUCAUUUUGGACGGGAGGGCUUUUUUCUUUGAGGGCUUUUGUCCCCUACACUCUUCACACACACAUGAAUAUUGCAAGUAAAUAGAAUGAAAAUUCAUGAACAAAAUUGUAUGCUGUUGUUAUUUAAGUUGAUUUUUAACUGUUUAGCAUGGCUUUAUUCAUGUGCCUAUCACUCUUUAGGAAAUACACAAACAUAUUUCCUUCAUGCAGAUUUUUUGCAAGAAUUAUUUUUCAAAAUUUUAAGCAAUGAUUAUGUACACUUCCGGCAGCAAGAUCUUUAUCUGUAUAUAGCUUUAUACACUUUAUAAACUUUAUUCACCAUCACUAAAUUUGCACACAAUUUGUAACAAAUACUAAUUUAGGUAUGCUUGAUUUGUCACACAAUUUUCAAAUUCACUUUUAGAUUGUGAAAACAGCAUGCUGUUUGUAGUGCUUCUUAUCUUUAAACAUUUUGUCACCAGGUUGAACAUGUUAAGUGAUUUUAAAUUACAAAAAAUGUAGUCAUAAACCUAAUUGAUGCUUUUCAUGUGACUUAAAGUUUGCUUAAAUAUAUAUAUUUACAAAAUCAGUCAGAAACCUGAAAGAAACUUGAUAGAUAGAAAUAUAGUGAUAAAUACACUAAUUUGUAAAAAUUUUAGUUACAUUUUGUGCCAUUGGAUUGUUAAUACUUUUUAAGUGACAUAAUGCUCUUUUUUCACUGUCUUGUUAAACCAAAAUACUUACAUAUUUCAAAAGAUUGACUAUUAUAAUGGUCAUUGACUAAUUAUUGAUUAUGAGUAACAGGAAAAAAAAUAAAACUGAAAAUAAAUCUUUCUUGUAAUUGGCAAGAUGUAAAACUACAUAUUUUGAAAUUUGCCGGAAUAGUCAACUACUCCUCCCCCCACCCCUUCUGGAUCCAUGCAUGGUUUGAUCAGAUAAAUUGGAAAGUAUUUAUAGAUGCAUUUCAUAUUGUGACUAAAGCUUAAAAGUUGUAGGUGUCAUAAUAUAGAGGGAUGAAAUAUUCUGCAAUAUUUUUACGUUUGUAUAAUGUUUUAGACAUAUAUGCUCUUAGUAAUGUGUCACAAGAAAGAAUGAACAUUUUGUUAAUUUGGGGUGAAGCAAAAUUUAACUUAUGACUUACCUUUUGUUGGAGUUUAAAUGAAAUGGCAAAUCAUUGCAACUUCUUUUAUUAGAUAUAUUUAUACAUACAUUAUAUAUAAUUAUGUGUGUGUGUUUUUAUUGAUAUACAUGUAUAUAUGCUUAUUUUUAUCAUGACAUCUAUUCUGUUGCUGUUUUGAAGUACUAUGUUUAAAAAAAACUUGUUUUCCAUUUUAUCUUAGCUGUAAUAUUUUAUUUAAAUGUUUGUGCUGUAUAUUUCAAAAUAAGCUGUAUAUUUUUGUAAAAGUUUAAUUGAAAGAAUGCAAAAUUAUCGUAUUAAUUCUUCUGAACGCACAUAACUUUAUUACGAUAAAGUUGCGAGUAGCACCCGUUUUCUGGUCUUUGCAUGAUUGUAUUUAUUGGGCGUUCAGUAGAAUUAAUACGUUAUGUUACUGUAUGUAAAUUUUGACUUAAAUCAUACCAUUUUUACCUCUCUUCACACAGUCAUGUGAUUGAUGUGAAAUAGACGUUUUAUAUCUGUGAUGAAGAAUAAAAUGAGGUUCCCUACACAGUACUGUUAUCAUUUGUUUAAUAAUAUCAGUGUGGUUAAUGAAAUGAAAUUGUUAAGUGCCUCAGAAACAAAUUAAUUUUCCAUGCUUUAGACAUGGCAAACGUGAGUAAACAGCCUAUAUAAUGGUUUUAGAGCAUGUUUUUUUGUUUAUCA